AUGAAUCAUCAAAAUUCUUAUCAUAUUCAAUCCCUAUAUGAACAAUAUAAAAACGGCAUAAGAAAUAAUUGUUCUAAAGAACAGGACGAGUUUCAUACCCCAUUAUUGAAUUCAAUUCAACCAUUAAAACCAUAUCGUAUUGCUCCAAUUCAUCGUCUAACACAAAUUGAACAUUUGUUGAAUCUGAUUCCAGAAAUUGAAAAAACAAAAACUUUUACAAUUCAUACCGAAAGACAUUGGGAAUUAAACAUGGUUACUUUGAUUGAAAUUGAACUCGUACAAGUUCAAAGAAAAGAAUCGAUUGUAUUAUAUUUGGAAUUGUUACAUUUGCCCUCUCCGAAUACACUAUUAUUUUCAGUCAUACGUACAUUAAUAAACAAAAUCUUUCAUCCAUCAAAAAGAAUUAUUGUUUGGUCGAAUGAUAAUAAAGAAGAUUUACAAAUAUUAGUCUUAUGGGCAUAUCUUUCAAAAUGUACAUUCGAUGAAACAUAUUUGAUUGUAUUACAAGGGCCAUUCAAAGUUUGGUAUAAUAAAACAUUCAAACAUCUUAAAAAAUGUUAUGUUCCAUCAUUUGAUGUACAAGAUCAUUGUUAUUGUAGUUGUCCAUAUCGUCCAUAUAAAAAUGUAUAUGAUCAGUGGACGUUAGAAGCAGCCAUUGAAUAUACAUUUGGAGAAUUUAUUCAUAAACCAAAUGGUAAUCUUAUUGAUUAUCAACAAAAUAUUAUUUAUCAUGUACAUCGUGGUUUAGCAAUGGCGAAAUUAUUGAUGGCCGUGGAACUCGAUUGGUCUUCGAAUGAUUUAUCUCUAUUCAACAGAUUUCAUCGAAGUAAAAACAAAAGUUUCCCCUGA
Messenger RNA from Rotaria sp. Silwood1, 849 nucleotides. The record is from the annotation of a GenBank genome assembly. NCBI's taxonomy places the organism in Eukaryota, Metazoa, Rotifera, Eurotatoria, Philodinida, Philodinidae.